GAGGAAUCGAAGGAGGAGUCAAAAGAGGAAAGCAAGAAGGAUGAAGUGAAGGAGAAUAAAGAAGGUGCAGAGGAAGAGACGGAAGAGGAAGGCGAAAAUGAGGAGGAAGAGGAGGAAGAAGAGGAAGAGGAAGAAGGAGAGGAAGAGGAUGAAGAAGAAGAGGAAGAAGAAUGA
Molecule: messenger RNA, 174 nt
Organism: Anisakis simplex (herring worm)
Lineage: Eukaryota; Metazoa; Nematoda; Chromadorea; Rhabditida; Anisakidae
Source: the annotation of a GenBank genome assembly